UCUCCAUUCGCUAGCCGCCUCGCUCCGGGUCCCCACGGCUGUGAACUGAUCUGGCUGGGGGGGAGGAGGAAAGCUCCGGCGAACGAAAGAGAGAGGGAGGGAGAGCGAGCGAACCAGCGAGAAAGCCGCGGGGGCAGAGGGACUAGUGACCGCCUUCCGGAGCCGGGAUUCAUGCCUGUCCUCGGGACCAGCCAAGGGGACUUUACGGCUGAGUAUGAGCCAGGCUGCUAGGAGCCAGGUACCCUCACGCCUGCAGUCCCCGCGCCGUUCCCGGUAUGCGAGCUGGACGCAGGGCUCUCCCAAGUUCCCACCAAACCGAAUAAAAAGCGUCCGCCUGCAGCUCUCCGCCAAAGACGGACAUUGACUCCAGGACUCCACAGAAUGGAGCAAGAAUGAGAGGAAAAAGGCCGGCAGAAAAGCAUGAACUGGAGGUUUGUUGAGCUCCUCUACUUCCUGUUUAUAUGGGGCCGUAUCUCAGUGCAGCCCUCCCACCAGGAACCAGCUGGGACAGACCAACAUGUCUCCAAGGAAUUUGAUUGGCUCAUUUCAGACAGGGGGCCUUUCCACCACUCCAGGAGCUACCUAUCCUUUGUGGAAAGACACCGUCAAGGAUUUACAACCAGAUAUAAAAUAUACAGGGAGUUUGCCCGUUGGAAGGUGAGGAACACAGCCAUCGAGAGGAGAGACUUGGUCCGCCACCCAGUGCCCCUCAUGCCGGAGUUUCAAAGGAGCAUCCGCCUGCUUGGCAGGAGACCCACCACCCAGCAAUUCAUCGACACCAUCAUCAAAAAGUACGGCACCCACCUCCUCAUUUCUGCCACCUUGGGAGGGGAGGAGGCCUUGACCAUGUACAUGGACAAAAGUCGCCUCGACAGGAAGUCAGGGAAUGCCACUCAAAGCGUUGAAGCUCUGCACCAGCUUGCGUCAUCCUACUUUGUUGACCGUGAUGGCACCAUGAGGAGGCUCCAUGAGAUCCAGAUAUCAACUGGAGCAAUCAAGGUCACAGAGACACGCACUGGGCCUCUGGGCUGUAACAGCUAUGACAAUCUGGACUCUGUGAGUUCCGUCCUUCUGCAAAGCACCGAGAGCAAACUUCAUCUUCAAGGUCUGCAGAUCAUCUUCCCUCAGUACCUGCAAGAGAAGUUUGUCCAGUCGGCCCUGAGCUACAUCAUGUGCAACGGCGAGGGCGAGUACGUGUGCCAGAACAGCCAGUGCCGAUGCCAGUGUGCGGAGGAGUUCCCCCAGUGCAACUGCCCCAUCACCGACAUCCAGAUCAUGGAGUACACGCUGGCCAACAUGGCCAAGUCUUGGGCCGAAGCUUACAAGGACCUGGAGAAUUCAGAUGAGUUUAAAUCGUUUAUGAAGCGUCUCCCCAGCAACCACUUCCUGACCAUUGGGAGCAUCCAUCAGCACUGGGGCAACGACUGGGACCUGCAGAACCGCUACAAGCUCCUGCAGAGCUCCAUGGAGGCCCAGAGGCAGAAGAUCCAACGCACCGCCCGCAAGCUCUUCGGCCUCAGCGUCCGCUGCCGCCACAAUCCCAACCACCAGCUGCCCAGAGAGAGGACAAUUCAGCAGUGGCUGGCAAGGGUCCAGUCGCUUCUCUACUGCAAUGAGAACGGGUUUUGGGGAAGCUUCCUGGAGAGCCAGCGGAGCUGCGUGUGCCACGGGAGCACGACGCUUUGCCAGCGCCCCAUCCCCUGCAUCAUAGGCGGGAACAACAGCUGUGCCAUGUGCAGCCUGGCCAACAUCUCGCUCUGCGGCUCCUGCAACAAGGGCUAUAAGCUGUACCGAGGCCGCUGCGAACCCCAGAAUGUGGACUCGGAGCGGAGCGAGCAGUUCAUCAGCUUCGAGACCGACCUGGACUUCCAGGACCUGGAGCUGAAGUACCUGCUGCAGAAGAUGGACUCGCGCCUCUACGUCCACACCACCUUCGUCAGCAACGAAAUCCGCCUCGACACCUUCUUCGACCCGCGGUGGCGCAAGCGCAUGUCCCUCACUCUCAAAAGCAACAAGAACCGCAUGGACUUCAUCCACAUGGUGAUCGGCAUGUCUAUGCGCAUCUGCCAGAUGCGAAACAGCAGCCUGGACCCCAUGUUCUUUGUCUACGUCAACCCCUUCAGCGGGAGCCACUCGGAGGGCUGGAACAUGCCCUUCGGGGAAUUUGGCUACCCGCGCUGGGAGAAGAUCCGUCUCCAAAACAGCCAGUGCUACAACUGGACUCUCUUGCUGGGCAAUCGGUGGAAAACGUUUUUCGAGACGGUCCACAUCUACCUACGCAGUCGGACUCGGCUAACCACCGUCCUGCGGAAUGAGACCGGCCAGGGCCCCGUGGACCUGUCCGACCCCAACAAGAGGCAGUUCUACAUCAAGAUCUCGGACGUGCAGGUGUUCGGCUACAGCCUGAGGUUCAACGCUGACCUCCUCCGCAGCGCGGUGCAGCAGGUCAACCAGUCCUACACGCAGGGAGGCCAGUUCUACUCCUCUUCGUCCGUGAUGCUCCUCUUGUUGGAUAUUCGGGACCGAAUUAACCGCCUGGCCCCUCCGGUGGCCCCGGGGAAACCGCAGCUGGACUUGUUCUCCUGUAUGCUGAAGCACCGCCUGAAGCUGACCAACAGCGAGAUCAUCAGGGUGAACCACGCCUUGGACCUCUACAACACGGAGAUCCUCAAACAGUCGGACCAGAUGACGGCCAAGCUCUGCUAACCGGGGACUCCUGGCCACGGACUUCCCCUUUUGUUGGACAAACAUAACAGGACAAAAACAGAUAAAAAUAAAUACAAAAUUUGUAAAAUGUAAUUACUAUUCCAAGAGGAGGAGGAAGAUCUUCGUUCGUUGGAAACUAAAAACGUUCUAGCAACUGUAUAAAACCAUGGGGCAUGUGUGUUAUGUCUAUCCUAUGUCAUGAAGAAGGGGCUCAGCGUUUGGAGGAGCUUGGAGGGAGUUGCUUCUUAGGCCUCAGGUUCUGUGUGGAGGGGGAGGAGGGGGAGAGCAUAUGCAAUGAACUGUAAAGGUCUCUGCUGUGCAGGUGCUAAGAUGAAACACUAAAAAGAGAGAGAGAUAUAUGUAAUGUACAACCGACACUGCCAUUUUUCCUUGUGGGAGGAAAUGGACAUAGAUAAAGAAGAUAUUUCUUCGGUUAUGAUUGCUCCCCUCUUUAUGCUUAAUUCUUUGUGGUUCUUUUGACUCGUUUUCCACACAAGGGUGGGGACGCAAUGAUGGGGCUAUCUCUCCCCGCUAGCUUCUUUCAUGCUGAAUAAACUGAAGCUUCUAGAAGCUGGACAGCAGGUGGGAUUGGGGAGAAAGGCAUAAUCACAUGGGGUUAAAAACAAUAGCAACCUUAGACAUCCAUGGUUGAACUCCUCGAUUUCAUUUGGGAAAUAGACUCAGAGAGAAUGGCCUGCUCCUGGCUACCCACAGCUACUGCCUGAGCGGGGACCCAAGUUCCCGGGCAUCCCCCUACCAAAAUCAUUUUGCCAAGUUCAGGUUUUCUCCUCCAAGCAAGCUGCCAAGGGAUAUAGUACAUUUCAGCCUCAGGUGGUUUGGAUCGUUUUUGUUUUCUUUUAAUCAAGAAACUCCUUUCUCCAAAAAGAAAUGAUGUCAGAUUUCCUAGAAAUGCUCCAUAUAUUAAAUUUUAAUUUGAAUAAAAAUCAAUAACCAGAAUGAAAUAAGGUAGGUUUAAAUAGUGCAUUGGUCUGCCAAACUGGCCUCCCCAAGGAAGUAUGUAAAAAAUUAUUUCUUGAUUAACUCGGAGUGCGCGCGCACACAUAAAAUAACACUGCCAUUUCUUUGGCAUCUGUGAAAGCUGAGAAGCCUUGUGUGGGACUUGGGGGUCCAAGUGAAAGGAGAGACUCAAGAAGGAAAAUUAUUUCAAAGCACACCUGUAGAGGAUUUGGGUAGAUGCCACUCCGUCGCCAGGAAUGCUGUGUUUAUCUUUUUGCUGAGGCGGCACUUGCUGGAGGUCCUUCUGAGCAUCUGGACCUUCCUUUCUGUACUGGCAGCGAAACAGCACCGCACAUUUUAGGGCUGGAAGAGAAGGUAGAACGCCUGUGGUCUAAACACCUGCCCAGUGCAGGCAGCCUCCUUACCGUCUUUGGGAGAUGACUGCAGUUGGCUGACCGGGCCAUUUCAGGGACAGCAAGCUAUUUAGCUCUAUCAUCCACUUUCUGUGGAUUCCUAUGUUACUGAAGUGGAGCAAUAAUGCGCAUUCCAGGUGUAUUACCAAAAAAAUCAAUUAGGUAGACCUCCCAUACCUUGAUCAGCUUUUGCGUACCUUCCACCCACUGGUUCCAGUUCAGGAAUGCGCAUGUCUCUCUCAUAGUAAUGCUUUCCGAGAUAAAAUAGAAAGGCCUACCUCAGAGCUUACCGGAAUGUAGGAUAAUGUGGCUCAAAGAGAGCACCAUUCCCAAUAUGGUUUAUUUUAAGAUGAAAGAAGGAGAGGGCUGCAGUGCAUAAGAGGUAAGGAAUUACCUAGUUUCUUUGUGUGUCUAGGGGGUGUUUAUUUCAUAGUGGUAGUUUCCAACUUUAAUGUUCCAGUUUUCCUAGUAUGUAUGCUUAAAACACUUUUAACAUACAUAUAUGUUUAAACCAGUUUUAACACGUAACAUGCACUUCACGUUAAUACAGUUUUUUGGACCUCAGAUUUUGAAAGGAUUCACUGUUCAGGUAGGUUGGAAAUUCUUCGUUCCAGAUAGCAGCUUUUCACCAAGCACAAGAUUUUGCAGGUCAGUAAAACACAAAACGUGUUUUCCACACCUAGUACACAAAUGGGGCAUGUCAGAAAAAUAAAGAUUUGUAAGGAAAUGGUUCAUGUUUUUGUUGUCACUCACACACUACUGAAAAAGACAGACAUAUGACCAAUUAAAAAGAAUAAUUACAGUACACCAUGAUGAGUGCUCUUAUGAGUCAGGUAUACAGAGAAGAGCCCUGAAGAAGUGAUUAACUGUUCACAGGGUUGGUAAAGGCCUUUAUUCCAUGGGCAAGUUCAUUCUGAGUGUUGAAAGUGGAUAGGACGUGGGCAAAUAGUAAGGAAGUAUUUGUCCUUACUAUUUGAGGGCCAAGGAACAGAGAAUGCAAAAGCACAAAGGUAUAAAUAUGCAUGGUGUACUUCAGGGUCAGUUAAAAUAAUAGCUAUAGAAAGGUAUCAUUUGAAAGGGUAAGCCUACCAAGGACAGUGAGGAUUUUGACUCUUUAUCAGAAGUUGAAAGAAUCAUCCAUAAUCUUCAUGAGCUGAAGAAUGAAUUUAAAACUGACCAUCCCUCAGUUGCUUCGCUUCCUUCCCCACUUUCAUCUCUACCUUCCAAAGACUCAAAAUCUAAUAACCCCUCUAUUUGCACAGCACUUUAUGGGUUACUAGGCAAUCUUCACGUGCACUGUGCUACCUAAUCU
Messenger RNA from Phyllostomus hastatus (greater spear-nosed bat), 5388 nucleotides. It is a transcript of the gene BRINP1, whose product is annotated as BMP/retinoic acid inducible neural specific 1. Bases 421 to 2706 code for a protein of 761 amino acids. The record is from RefSeq and is a predicted model, not a curated record. The transcript is spliced from 8 exons. Gene Ontology annotation, biological process: positive regulation of neuron differentiation; negative regulation of mitotic cell cycle. Lineage: Eukaryota; Metazoa; Chordata; Mammalia; Chiroptera; Phyllostomidae.